AGACCAGUUUCUUCAUAUGAGAAACUUGGAAGUAUUGGAGAGGGGACAUAUGGAAUAGUUUAUAAAGGUAGGGAUAAAGAAAGUGGAAGGAUUGUUGCAUUAAAAAAAGUAAAGAUGGAGCAAGAAAAGGAUGGAAUGCCACUUACAUCAUUAAGAGAAAUUCAAUUAUUAAAGGAAUUAAAAUAUCAUCCAAAUAUUGUAAAUCUAAUAGAAGUUGUUGUAGGUUCAAGAGAAGAUAAAUUAUAUUUGGUUUUUGAAUAUUUGGAAAAUGAUGUCGCCACUUUAAUUGAUAAUAUCAAUAAACCUUUCAAACUUUCAGAGAUUAAAUGCUUCCUAUUACAACUUUUAAGAGCUGUUGAAUUUUUACAUUCACACUGGAUUAUUCACAGAGAUAUAAAGUGUUCAAAUUUAUUAUAUGGAAAUGGGUCAUUAAAACUCGCUGAUUUUGGACUUUCAAGAAAAUAUGGUUAUCCAAUUCAAUCCAUAACACCAAAUGUUGUAACUUUAUGGUACAGAUCACCAGAACUACUAUUAGGUCUUGAAAAGUAUUCCACCGCUGUAGAUUUAUGGUCAGUUGGUUGUAUUUUUGGCGAGCUUUGUAUUGGUAGGCCAUUAAUUGCCGGUAGUAAUGAUAUUGAUCAGAUCACAAGAAUGUUCCGUCUCUUAGGCUCACCCAACGAUUCAAUUUGGCCAGAUUAUUCAAAUAUACCAAAUGCCAAACUUUUAAACAUACCCUAUCAACCCUAUAGCAAUAUAAAAGAAAGAGUACCAAAUUUGUCAAUGAAUGGUUAUAAUUUGUUAAAUAAGUUGCUAACCUUUGACCCCAAUAAAAGAAUUAGUGCCUCUGAAGCUUUAAAACAUCCAUUCUUUUUUGAAAGUCCAUUUCCUCAAUCAAUAGAUAUGAUGCCAAAUUUCCCU
Molecule: messenger RNA, 918 nt
Organism: Dictyostelium purpureum
Lineage: Eukaryota; Evosea; Eumycetozoa; Dictyosteliales; Dictyosteliaceae
Exons: 4
Biological process (GO): regulation of mitotic cell cycle; protein phosphorylation
Cellular component (GO): nucleus
Molecular function (GO): ATP binding; cyclin-dependent protein serine/threonine kinase activity
Source: RefSeq, a predicted model, not a curated record